Messenger RNA from Clonostachys byssicola, 2076 nucleotides. The record is from the annotation of a GenBank genome assembly. Lineage: Eukaryota; Fungi; Ascomycota; Sordariomycetes; Hypocreales; Bionectriaceae.
AUGGCGAUACCGAAAUGGCUCCCCAUCAAUUUUCUCACGCUUCACUAUGCGUACAUCAUCUUCAUGGGCCUCCUGGCCAUUCCCGUGCUUCUCCCAGGCGGUAACCUUGAAGCCAUCGAUGCCUACUUCUUUGGCGCCAGCGCCUCGACAGAGUCUGGUCUAAACACGGUGGACGUCAAAGAUCUCCAACUCUAUCAGCAGCUCUACCUCUACUUCAUCCCAAUGUUCACUAAUCUCGGUUUCAUUAACUCCUUGGUGGUCCUUGUCCGUCUCAUUUGGUUCCGAAAGUACCUCAAAAAGGCUGCCCCUCAAUUGUUAAAGCGAUAUCGUGGCGCUGACACGCCUCUACAAGGCCUGGGUCACAUAAAAAACAUCUCCCAGGGCCAAGAUAUCGUCAGCGAGGAUAUUGCCGCAACGGAAGCGGAUAAACCUCAAGGGCAGCCUGGUAGAGAUGACACUUCACACACUGAAUUCGAAGAACCCUCCAAGCCUACAAAAGAUGCUUCCGGGCCACACAUUACGAUUGACGACUCCUCCAAGCCCAUUAGAGACGAUACUGUGCUGCACAUCCCGUCACCCCGAGAACGGGACCAAGGAAAAUCUUUGACUGAGUUGUCUCGCCAUCCCACAGAGAGCGACAACGAGAUCUCUGUUGUGAAUGGGACUUUCCAUCCAAACCCAUCCAUCCACGACCUUCGCAAGCGGCUCUCAAGCGCCGCCUCGCCCCGCUCCUUGUCCCGAGAACGACGCCGCUCCAUGUCUAGAGAAAGCGUCACAGGGGUUGCCCAUAUUGCCAAGUCCAUGCUGAUUCUUGAUGCUGACUCGACUCAUCACCGAGAAAGGCGCCAUUCGACACAGGUCCGCGAUGAAACCCUUGGUCUCUCGCACUUCGCCACCAUCGGUCGCAACUCUGAAUUCACCAACAUGACCAGGAGCGACUGGGAGAAGCUUGGCGGUACUGAGUAUCGUAGCCUCAAGCUACUAUUAAAGAUCGUCGUCGGUUACUUCUUUGGUCUUCACCUCUUCGGUGCCAUCUGUAUUGUGGGUUGGAUUCAAUAUGCCGAUCCCAAGUACAAGGAGUACCUCGCCUCAACCGGCUCAAAUAUGAACUGGUGGGCCUUUUAUUCUGCUCAGACCAUGGUAGAUAAUUUGGGAUUUACCCUAACACCUGAUUCCAUGAUAUCAUUCCGAGAUGCAAUCUGGCCUAUGAUUGUCUUCAGCUUCCUUGCCUUCGCCGGAAAUACUCUCUAUCCGGUGUUCCUACGCCUCGUAAUCUGGACUAUGUCCAAGAUCGUGCCGAGGACAUCACAAAUGCAAGAGCCGCUGUCGUUCCUCCUCAACCACCCCCGCCGAUGUUACACUCUUCUCUUCCCAAGUCGACCUACCUGGAUCCUGUUUGGUAUCAUAUUCGCUCUGAAUUUCGUUGAUACGCUACUUAUCAUUAUCCUCGAUCUGAAUAACCCCGAGGUUGCGGCCCUACCAGCAGGCCAGCGUCUCUUCGCUGCCAUUUUUCAAGCUGCCUCUUCUCGCCACACCGGUACCUCAACCUUCAAUCUAGCCAACGUUAACCCUGCUGUGCAAUUUAGCCUAAUGGUUAUGAUGUACAUUGCCAUCUUCCCAAUCGCACUCAGCAUCCGUGCAUCUAACACAUAUGAGGAGAAAUCGCUCGGCAUCUGGGAACAAGAAGGUCAUCUGGACGAGGUUCAUGGCCGCUCAUACCUAAUGAAGCAUAUGCAAAAUCAGCUCAAUUUCGAUCUCUGGUAUAUUUUCCUGGGGAUUUUCUGCAUCUGUAUUGCUGAGGCCGGAAAGAUCGCAGAUACAGGUGAACCAGCAUUCAGUGUCUGGACCGUCUUCUUCGAGGUCACAUCUGCCUACGGAAAUGUCGGGUUGAGCCUCGGCCACCCAACCGUGGCGACCUCGCUUUCUGGUAAAUUCACCAUUUUCAGCAAGCUAGUUAUUUGCGCCAUGAUGGUCCGCGGGCGCCACCGCGGUCUUCCGUACGCUCUAGACAGAGCCAUUAUGUUGCCAGAUCAACCAUUACUAGAUCUCGAACCCGAAGAUGAAAAAACGGUCUAA